AUACAUACUUUUUUUACUGAUACUAGCUAGAUGGAGAUUCUCAUCCCACCUAAUAAGGAUGGCUUCAUGUCCCAAUAUCUGAAUGCGGUAAGUUUUGAGCUGACGGCGUCUUAUGGGCGCAAUUAGCUACGAUGCACCAGAUAAUAAAGCAAAAAGCAAUAGCCAGUUUAUGGCCAAAGCUUAACGACGCUUUGUGUUAGAUUAUGGAUUGCCAGGCUGCCAGGUUGCCAGAUUACCAACUUCGACGCGUCAAAUUCCGUAUUUUGUAACCUUUGCGACCUCUUCAAACCAAAUAGACAACAAUGACAAUAACGCUGGACUACUUACCUACCGAGAUCCUACUCAUCAUUGCUAGCCAGUCUGGCUAUUGGGGUCGGAAUGCAUGUGCUGCAACACAGUACAGUUUUGCAUCGCUGGCCCGUACCAAUCGACGACUUCACUAUGUAUUCAAUCCCAUCCUCUGGAAGUAUAAUGGCAAAUGGGGAAUCCACCAAAAUUUCCAUGAUGCAUUCAUCUCAGCUGCCAUUUGGGCCGCUAUGAGAAAUAGAAUUGAUAUCCUUGAUAUAGCAGUCAAAUAUCAACACGAUCUAGGUUCUUUUUUCGAAGACGAUCCCAUGAAAGUCGCAGCUAGGUCUGGGCACGAUGCCACUGUGUCAUGGCUACUUGAUCACGGUGUACCCUUGGAAUGUACGCCCUGCGAACGAAUAGUUGUCGAUUCACCAUUCCCCGUAUCUCCCUGGCCUCAAGAUCAUGUAUCGCCUGGGUACUCAGCCCUACACUCUGCAAUAAUAUGCCGUCGAGAGUCUACUUCCAUACUAUUGCUUUCACGCGGCGCCAAAUACCAAUUCAAGACCAACACGAACAAGUCAGCCAUACACUUGGCUGCUUUGAAUGGUUUACCCACAGUGAUAGAGUAUCUAGUCAAGACGAUGGGAAUCAACGUCAAUCAGCACGACCAAGAUGCUAUGACACCUUUGCAUUACGCAGUAGAGCGGCCCCACAAUACGAAGACAAUACAGUUAUUACUGGAUCUUGGUGCCGAUAAGAAUGCAGUACACAACUUCCACAGUCCUCUUGUUAGAGCUCUUAAAAAGCAACAUCUCGAUAAUGCGAUGGUGUUGCUGGAUGCCGGGGCAAAAGUAAAUCCGACAAAAGAUGACGAUGAAGCUCCCUUGGUUGUAUGCGCACGCAAUUUUAAUACUCUGGAGGGACCAAAAGAUCAAUCGUAUCAAAUCGAAGUACUUCGCAAGAUCAUUGCAAACGGCGCCGCUCUCGAUAGAUCGUUCCAUAAAGAUACAGCACUCUGCUCAGCCAUCGAACAAGGCACUGCAGCAACUACUUAUGAACUACUAAGAGCAGGGGCUGAUGUAGAAGCCCCAAGGGAAAAAGAUGGCAUGACACCGUUUGAUAUGCUAUGGAUCAUCUAUGGCAAGAAUGACAACGAUGGCUAUUUGCAUUGCAGCGGGGAUUUUACUGAUAAAAUAAGCUACUUGUGUUUAGCAGGCGCUCGCCUAGAUACUCGGCGUCAUAAUAGUAAGACCAACACUGAUAGCCGUACCCAGCUAGAAAAUGCUAUUGAUCGGUGUCCUCCAGGACAAGGAUGGAUGCUUGAGAAUAUCCUCGCGUCGGCAACACGUCGAAAUUUUCGCGACGGAUAUAUCAACGAACUUUUCGAAACAUGCUUACAAGAGCAGCGGUUCAUGCAAGCUAAGAUACUAAAGUAUCAUGGCGCAACUUCCCACGCAACUAAUGAGCUAGCUUUCAUUUGGGCUAAGCAAAUAAUCAAGGAUGACAGCGAGGGCAUCGAUUUUCACAGCGAAUGCCUUAGCUUCUGCCUAGACUUCUUAUCGUCCCAGCAGAUCGAGACCCUUUUCGAAACCGCAGUGGUCUCCUCAUGGCAGGACGGAAUAUGUCACGCGCUCCUCGAUCGCGGCGCUCUAUCAUCCUGGAAGGAAACAAAGGAAUUUAAACAUUGGCUUCACGUCGCUGUGUCUCAUAGAUGCUGUACACUUAUACGGCGUCUUGUCAGCUUGGGGAUGGAUGUCAACGCUCUGGAUGAAAAUUACAAUACGCCUAUGAUGGUAGCUUUAAAGGAGCUAGAGGACCCAAUGACAGCUGAUUUGCUCUUCGAACUCGGGGCGGAUCCAUUUCAUCCUCGCCCAGACACGGAAUACCGACGAUCGCCAAACACAUCGACGGAGAUCCUCUCUCCAUUCGAGCUUGCUCUGCGUAGGGACUACUUGAUAUAUACACGAAAAUGGUGGUUUAAUACCCCAUCAGAAUCCCGGCCGACGGAGGAGUUUUGCAUCCCCCGUGUGCUAAAUAAAGGACCGUGGUAUCAAGGUUACCUGGAAUUCUUACGCAAUAAAUCCGACACCAACCUACUAGACAGACACGUGAAGUGGGACCUAGAUACGAUAAAGAGACCCGAAUGGCGAAGAUUUCGUGAUGACGAAGGCCAGAAUAAUAGUCUUGCGUCAGUGAUGAAUGAGGCGCCAAUACCGACUCAUUUAGAUGAUCUUUAUCACCUUGAAUUUUGGGGUUUGGCUGGCCCGCUAUAAUCGACAUCACGAUCUGGGCUUAAUAACGGCUAUCUACCGGCUUAGUGAUUGCCAUAUAUUCUAAAAGGAGCAGAUGAGUUUUGGUAACAUUAAAUAUACGUGUAUUGGUGCUCUACACAUCCAUUUACUUGAUACCAUUACGCCGAUGUCAUCAACAUAUCGAGUUUCCCGACGGAUACUCUUGAAGGCUCUUAAUUGCAGCGAUGUUUGGGCUAGUACAUGUACCUAGGUAUUUCUAUUUUCAACUCAGGGGUUGUCAGAUAGUAUGCUACGUGUGUUAAUAUAGAUAAUUGUCAC
Messenger RNA from Annulohypoxylon maeteangense, 2858 nucleotides. RefSeq names its product ankyrin. Gene Ontology annotation, molecular function: protein binding. Lineage: Eukaryota; Fungi; Ascomycota; Sordariomycetes; Xylariales; Hypoxylaceae. The transcript has a single exon. Bases 303 to 2561 code for a protein of 752 amino acids. The record is from RefSeq and is a predicted model, not a curated record.